Messenger RNA from Myotis davidii, 2250 nucleotides. RefSeq names its product E2F transcription factor 1 (gene E2F1). NCBI's taxonomy places the organism in Eukaryota, Metazoa, Chordata, Mammalia, Chiroptera, Vespertilionidae. Gene Ontology annotation, biological process: regulation of transcription by RNA polymerase II; G1/S transition of mitotic cell cycle. The coding region runs from base 1 to 1188 and encodes 395 amino acids. The record is from RefSeq and is a predicted model, not a curated record. Gene Ontology annotation, molecular function: DNA-binding transcription factor activity, RNA polymerase II-specific; RNA polymerase II cis-regulatory region sequence-specific DNA binding; protein dimerization activity. Gene Ontology annotation, cellular component: Rb-E2F complex. The transcript has 7 exons.
AUGAGGUCAGUGGCAGGGCGAAAUGAGGUUCUAGCUUGGGAAACCCCACCCCCGUCCUCCAGCUCUACAUUGCCAGGGAAUGCUGUGAUUGGCAGAGGGGAGGAGGUACAUCUGGUUUUGGAUGUAUUUGAGAUGACUGUAAAGCGGAGGCUGGACCUGGAAACUGACCAUCAAUACCUGGCUGAGAGCAGCGGGCUAGCCCGGGGCAGAGGCCGCCACCCAGGAAAAGGUGUGAAAUCCCCAGGGGAGAAGUCGCGCUAUGAGACAUCCCUGAAUCUGACCACCAAACGCUUCCUGGAGCUGCUGAGCCGCUCAGCUGAUGGUGUUGUCGAUCUGAACUGGGCAGCUGAGGUGCUGAAGGUGCAGAAACGGCGCAUCUACGACAUCACCAAUGUCCUGGAGGGCAUUCAGCUCAUCGCCAAGAAAUCCAAGAACCACAUCCAGUGGCUGGGCAAUCAUGCCACGGUAGGUAUUGGUGGGCAGCUUGAAGGACUGACCAAGGACCUACAGCAACUGCAGGAGAAUGAGCGGCAGCUAGACCACCUGAUCCACGUCUGUACCACUCAACUUCAGCUGCUCUCUGAGGAUGCCGACAGCCAACGCCUGGCCUACGUGACUUGCCAAGAUCUUCGUAGCAUUGCAGACCCUGCAGAGCAGAUGGUCAUGGUGAUCAAGGCCCCUCCUGAGACCCAGCUUCAAGCCAUGGACUCCUCAGAGGCCUUUCAGAUCUCCCUUAAGAGCAAACAAGGCCCCAUCGAUGUUUUCCUGUGCCCUGAGGAGAGUGCAGGUGGGAUCAGCCCUAGGAAGACCCCGUCCCAAGGGGCAGCUUCUGGGGAGGAGGACCGGGCAGCUGAUCCUACCACUACAGUGCCACCACCAUCAUCUCUCCCCUCAACCCCUGACAUGGAUCCCAGCCAGCCCCUGCUCAGCCUGGAACAAGAACCUCUGCUUUCCCGGAUGGGUGGCCUGCGGGCUGCCAUGGAUGAAGACCACCUGUCUCCACUGGUGGCAGCCGACUCACUCCUGGAGCAUGUGCGGGAGGACUUCUCCAGCCUCCUCCCUGAGGAGUUCAUCAGCCUGUCUCCUCCGCAUGGGGCCCUCGACUACCACUUUGGCCUUGAGGAGGGCGAGGGCAUCAAAGACCUCUUCGACUGUGACUUUGGGGACCUCACCCCCCUGGAUUUCUGACAGGGCUUAUGGGGACCAGGGCCUCCUGAGAUGCCCGCCCUGUGUCUGCAGUCCUGGAGCCCCCUGCUCCUGGCCAUGCUCCCAGCCUGAUUGGAAAUGUUUAAUUUAUACCCCUUUCCUCUAUCUCCAGAAGCUUAUAGCUCUGGAGUCUGGCUGUUGCCAAGAGGCUGAGCAAGCCAGAAAGGGAAGGAUUCUGUUUGUGGUGUGUAUGUGCAUGCACCCAAUACCCAACGUGUGUACACGGGGUGAGUGGUGUAUGGGCAUGUGUGUGUGCAUGUACCGGGGAAUGAAGGUGAACACAUCUGAGCGUGCAUUGAAAACACGCCCCAGUGUGUCCACGUGUGUGCAUGAGUCCAUGUGUGUGUAUGGUGGGGGCUCUAACUGCACUUUUGGUCUCCUUGCUCCAGGGGCCCCACAAGGCCCAGGGUGGCCACCUGCCCCCAGAAUCCUGCGUGCUGACCAGGCCAGGUAGUGAGGCCUUGGCCUGUUUGUUUGCAGGACAGCAAGAGCACUUCUGUCGUCUUAAAGGUUUUUCUGACUGAAGCUUUAAUGGAGCGUUAUUUAUUUAUCAAGGUCUCUUUGGCAAGCCUGGGGCACCAGCCAAGGGUAGGAGGGUUGUGGGGCUGAUGUCCCAACUCCUUAUACCCCUGAGGGAGGGCAGGGGUCCCUGAGCUGUUCUUUGCCCUACUCUGAAGGAGUUGAGGCCUCAGCGGUUUUAUUUAUUGGGAGAGUGAGGGAGGGAGGAAAACUGACUGACUGACAGCCAUGGGUGGGUCAAGGGGGUGGUCCCUCCCCAAGGGGUUACUGCAGGGCUCCAGCGGCCCCCCAGGACGGAUGGGAGAUGGGAGAGGUGAGUGAGGGGCCUUCACCGACAGGGUGGGCAGGAGGGGUGGGUAAAGGGCCUACUUCCCUAGCCCAGCUCACGGGCCCCUCCUGUGGCAUUUGAAGUGCUUCCCUCCACUCCACUUCUUGCUCUGCUCCAUCCUCCAAUGUGCACUUUGAUUUGCCUUCCUAACAGCUCUGUUCUCUUCUGCUUUGGUUUUAAUAAAUGUUUUGAUGGUG